UCAUCACUCCGAGUCGGAUUUUUGGCUUCGAGGGCGAGGGCGCUGGCUGCAGCGCAGUCGCAGUGCCCGUUGUUCUGCCAGUGCCCAUCAUCCAUGCCUAAAAUGCUCUUUUUCCCAGCCUAAUUGACUAGUACGCAACUAAUUCGCCUCCUGGAGCCUCCUAGCCGGGUCUUUAUUGGCUCUUUGUCCGUGCUUCUGUUCCCUAUCUUGGUCAGCGUCCGCCAGUGGCAUUGCACUGGCUGUCUUCGCGGGCUGCUUCAGCAGGCGUGUUGGCUGCUGCACUGGCACUGUGCAGCGCAAUGCAGUGCAGCGCAGUUCCCCUUCAGUUGAGUUGAGUUGCCGCAUCUUGCUGCUUAUGGCGGCGGUCGGUGUCUGGCCUGGAGGGUGCUUGGGCGCAGUCUGCACUGCACUCAACUGGCACUGACUGGCUACGCUCUGCCACCACUUUGCGAGUCGAAGGCUGUCUGCUCUGUUCCUCUUGUCCACUUUGUCCCUCCGUCCAUCUUCCCUCGCCCUUUUGCAUCUUCUUCUCUUCGACGCUACCUUACUCUUUUCAAGCCGUACACUCUUGACAAAACUCAUCACACACCUUUUGCCUGGCGGAUCUGUCCGGCCUCUUGCUUUCUUUACUUUUGUCCUACUUUGUCGCCGGUCCUCGAAUAACCCUCCAUCGAUCCUGUACCCUCGCCUCCUUCGACACCCCAUCAGUCACACAUCUUCGAGUUGAGAGCACCUUUUUCCUGUCCCGAAUACGUCUGGAAUUGGCACCAGGAGGCGUUCAUCGUCUUUCCAAUCUGUUCAAACCUCCGUCCCGUUCUUGCGACACCUCUAUCGGCUCUGCGCGUGAGUGGUAUCUCCAUCGACUAAGCGGAUCUCCUACUGGAACCCAGCUUUCUUGGCUCGAGAGCGAAGAAACAUACUCUACAGUGGUCUUCAAAGCCCAGUAUAUCGUUGCAAGUGAUACGCGAUUCCGAUACGCGUCUUUAGGCGCCUUCGCAGGGUGAAAAAACUGUGUUGCUCUGGCGAUGCGCGAUAUGCGACCGACAGCUUUAUGAGUAUACCACACAACAUCGCCAUUAAACCCGACAGAUGAGGAGGUGCUCUGUCAGAUUAUGACAGAGUCCUCCCUUCUCACCACGCAUUCCUUGCCGAAUCACUAUCCGGUCACCGCGGCUCCGUCUCUUGCAUCCCCUCUGCCGAACGGCUCCCUUUCCGACACGAAUCUUCAAGACGAGGAGGAAUAUACCAUCAAAUGCAUAUGUAUCUAUACAGAUGAUGAUGGCAACACCGUCUACUGUCCCAAGUGCGACACGUGGCAGCACAUUGAAUGUUACUACCACGGCAAAAAAGUGCCCGAAGAGCAUUUUUGCGCAGACUGUUUCCCUCGAGACCUUGAUGCGAAGAAAGCUACCGAGCGGCAGAGACGGCAUCGGGAGGCUCUCGAUGGCGGUGACCGGAAGGUCAAACGACCGAGCUCAAAGAGUCAAAAGAAGAAGCACAAAGAGAGUAUCGCGACUGUGGAGCAGGUGAAUGGCUGGCAUUCCUUGGACCGGCACGAGUCCGUUACAAGCGCAAGAGAUGGUCCUCCUGCAAAGAAGCCCAAAACCAACCAUCGCGCAUCGGCAUCCAUUGUGUCGAUGAAUGGAGAGUCCAGGAAACGAGCCGCUUCCACCGUGCAGUCAUACCCCAGUCCUUCGAAAUCCCCACAAGAACUUUUUCGCUUUCCGGCCAUUCCUACCUACACGACCGACUUCCUCGAAUUGUACGAUCGGGACCAGGGGAAUAUCAACGCCAGAGACAAUGAACAGACUAUUCAGGCUGCCAACGCUUUGUCUGCGUGGCGGACUGACCCAUCUCUUGUGGUCAAUGGUUCUGGCCAACAACCCACCGCCAAAUCACCCUUUGUACGCUCGAAUCAGCCCCUCAAUCCGAACACUUGGCCGGAGGUCUCUGUGGAGACAGUGACAAGGACCGACGUCGAGUAUGAAGGUAAAAAUCCCACAUGGCGGUUCCUGCGGCUGCGGUCAUCGGUGAAAAAGGACGAGAUUGUGGGUGAAGUUCGAGGUCAGGUAGGCACUUUGGAAGAGUACUGCCAGCAAAAGUCAUCAUCGAACAGAUGGCAAGAGUUGAGACAUCCGGACCCUUUUGUCUUCUUCCACCCACACAUGGAUAUCUACAUUGAUAGCAGGAAGUCGGGCACGCGGUUUCGUUACUUGCGCCGAUCUUGCCGGCCGAACGUGACUCUGAAGACGUUUGUAUCAGACGACGAUGAAACGCAUCAUUGCUUUGUUGCCAGCAAAGACAUCCCGGCCGGAACGGAACUUACCACCACCUGGUUCCUGGAUUCGGGCAUGUUUGCGGAUCGAGAUGAUUCAGAACAAGCGCAAACCAGGCGCUUGGACUGGGUCAGCCGAGUUCUCGCCAACUUCGGUGACUGUGCCUGCGAUGGCUCAUCCUGUCUGCUCGCAGGCUUCGACCGAAGGUUCUCGCCCAAACCGAUUGAGGGUGUGCCGAAAGAGAAAGGAGGGCGCAAGAAGAAAAGUAAGAUCAAACCUGCCAUCUCGCCCUUGAGCACAGGACACGCCACCAACAGUCGAGCAGGAAGCGAACCGAAGUUGUUGCUUGAUGACGACGAUCACUUUGACCGACGAUCGACCUCGGAGUCCUCUCGCAGCGGUGGACAAAGUCGGGACAUGACUCCCGUCAAUGUCGCCGCUCUGGACGCUGAUCCUGUGUUGGGUGCCGGGCUUACCGCCCGGGAACUGCGCAAGAUUCAAAUGGCCGAGAGAGCCUUUGCACAGAGGGAGCAGGAGAAAAAGGAUCACAAAGACUCGGGACACCAGAGAAAGAAGAAACGUAACAGCGGGGGUUCGACCCUCAACACUCCCAACUUGAAUGCGUCCAAGCAGUUGGGACAUCCCCCCAAUUCUCUACCCACCACACCGAGUGCCCGCCAGACCAAGUCGGCCGAUCCGUCCAUGGGCUCACCUCCGCCUCCUCGAGGACCCUUGAGUCGGGCUAAAUCCACUGAUGUGCCGCACAAGGCCGAGUCGACUAGUGUACGGCCUGUGUAUGUCAAUGUUUCGGUUCAGACGGAUCCUGAAGAGUCGGAAUCGCCCAUGCCCCCAGCCAAAAGGCGGAAGUUUUGUACGCCCACUCAGCGGCUGCUGAGAAGGUUGUUGGAAAAUCGGGCAAGGCAUGAACAAGAGCGCCAGGCGCAACAAUCUCCAACCGCAGACCGCCAUGAUGCGGUCUCUAACUCGAGUACGCCGGCCGAGGAUGUCGAAAUGAAAGACGCAAGCCUGGUGAAGGCUGACAACCCCCCAGCAUCUUCUCCCCUGCGUGAAGCCCUCAACAGCGACACGUCCCUGAAUGUUGGCACCACGACGUAUCCCUUGCCUUCACAGGCCGCACACACUCACAAGACCUUCUCCCCGCCAGUUGCUCCUCGUCUGCAUUUGUCAACGCUGCCCCCUGUGCCGGCUUUCCCUUCCGCAGCUUCCUUGGGAACCGCGACCACCCCAGGUCCGGGUACGUCGAACAUCGCGCAAUCGCCUGCGCCUUUGACUGUGUUGUCGAGCCCCUUCCCGUUACCUACAACCCCGUCUGCUCUGACGCCAUCUCCAGCGAGGAAGAAACUGAGUUUAGGGGACUAUAUGAGCCGACGUGCUGCGUCUACGCCGUCUGUUGAAAAACAUCAAUAUCAGGUCGGCUUUGCUGGCAGCGAUGGAGACCGGGCGAAAGAACGAGAGCAGAGUCAUUCUUCGCCGAUUGGCUCCGAAAGUACAGUGAAGGACCGGCAACCCGACCAAAACACCGUUGGACACGAAUCGGCUCCUGCUGGGUUGGCGGACAGUGUUGCCGACGAUAACUCGGGGAGAGAUUCAGAACCAGAAUAUCAGCCCCCUCUGGCAAUACCGGUCCAGAGCGAGCCUGCUUCACCGCGCCCAGCUCCAUUGGGGGCCACCGUACCCCAAGGGGGUACCACGAGUGGCGUCCCUUCUGCAGUUUCUAAUGUAUUGGCCCAACUCGCGCAACUACAGGGCAAAUGAAGAGAACUGGCACGGGGCAGUGGACUCUGCCCUGGAACAAUUGCACGACAUCCGGCGUGACAGGUGUGGUUCUUUCUCAGAACACAUACACAUUACUUUUGGUCUCUUCGCAAGGGUUUGGACAUGCAAUGAUGACAAGAUGACUUCAGUGGGCGGAACACAGACGCAUAAAUGGUCGGGAUUCUCGAAUGGCAAGGUUGGCGUUAUAGGAUGGAAGGCUCGGUAAUCUCAAUGGGUUGACCAAAAGGCUGAAGAGGAAUCCUGGGUUUCGAGGGGACAUGUGGUCUUGCGUAGUGUCACCACGACUGUCCAUGGGUUUCUAUGUGUAAAUAUUAUUAGUUUGAGCUGCAACGGCGAGCUCACUGCAUGACCGUGUUUCACAACGUCAGGAUUGUGCUUGAGUACACUGGGAUGCUCCAGAUGGUCAUGAUCGGGUGUUAUGUCGAACCUGAACUUGCAGUAGCAUUACAAUGUGGAAUGAGCACCAGUUGAAGCUACGAAGCUCGCAGCAACACGACUUGCAGUGUGCAAGGCAGCUAGUUGUUUCUGGUCGAUCUUUUGAAGGUGAAACCACCUAGGUACUGUACAAUGUUGUAGGUAUCUGAUGCAG
Messenger RNA from Exophiala dermatitidis NIH/UT8656, 4662 nucleotides. RefSeq lists its product as uncharacterized. Gene Ontology annotation, molecular function: protein binding. The coding region runs from base 1113 to 4052 and encodes 979 amino acids. The transcript has a single exon. The record is from RefSeq and is a predicted model, not a curated record. Lineage: Eukaryota; Fungi; Ascomycota; Eurotiomycetes; Chaetothyriales; Herpotrichiellaceae.